This is a messenger RNA of Menidia menidia (Atlantic silverside), 1920 nucleotides long. NCBI's taxonomy places the organism in Eukaryota, Metazoa, Chordata, Actinopteri, Atheriniformes, Atherinopsidae. The record is from the annotation of a GenBank genome assembly.
AUGAAAGAAACCAUGCCGGUCCUCACAGCAGGAGCAGGGCUGCACGAAACUCUGGCCCUGCUGACCUCUCAGCUGCGGCCCGAUGCCAACCACAAAGAAGACAUGGUCUUCCUCAAGGAUGUCUUCAGCGAAAGGAGUCUGGGAUACCUCAUGAAGAUACACGAAAAGCUGAGACAGUACGAGCGUCAGAGCCCGACACCCGUCCUCCACAGUGCCUCUUCUCUGGCCGAAGAUCGAGCUGCGGCGUGCCCGGCGUGCACGCACGUGCACAGUGAGGGAAGAGACUGCACAGGCUUUUGUUUUGCACCUUUGCAGGUGGCAGAGGAGCUGCAGAGUGGGCCGAUGAGCAGCGAGGAGAAGGAGCUCCUGCACCUGCUGACAUCACCACACCUGAAGGCCGUCCUCUCGGUGCACGACACCGUGGCCCAGAAGAACUUCGACCCCGUGCUCCCGCCUCUGCCCGACGACUUCGAAGACGAGCUGGAGGAAGAGUCCGUGAAGAUCGUCCGGCUGGUGAAGAACAAGGAACCUCUGGGAGCAACCAUCAGGCGUGAUGAUGGCACCGGCGCGGUGAUUGUGGCUCGGAUUAUGAGAGGAGGCGCAGCUGAUCGCAGUGGUUUAGUGCAUGUAGGGGAUGAACUCAGGGAAGUCAACGGAGUCUCUGUCAUCCACAAGAGGCCCGAUGAGAUCAGUCAGAUGCUGUCCCAGUCCCAGGGCUCCAUCACUCUAAAGAUAAUCCCGGCAAUCAAAGAGGAGGACAAACUGAAAGAGAGCAAGGUGUACGUGAGAGCGUUAUUUGACUACAUCCCGCUGGAGGACAGGGCCACGCCGUGUCAGGAGGCGGGCCUCCCCUUCAAACGGGGGGACAUCCUGCAGGUGGUCACCCAGGAUGACCCCACCUGGUGGCAGGCCAAGCGCGUGGGGGACAGCAACCUGCGGGCCGGACUCAUCCCCUCCAAGCAGUUCCAGGAGAGGCGACUGGCCUACAGGAUGAAAAUGGGCACGCUCCCGAAUCCAAAAUCCCCCAAAAAACCUGUUUCUGAACAAGGAUGUGAGAAAGAGGACUGUGACUGUGAGGGCUAUUUCAAUGGACAGUACAUAGUUAUAGUCUCUCCUAAGUGUAAAGCAGUGGCGCCCUCCUGUGGCCAGGUGUUUUCCUGGGAAUUUUAUUCAGCUGGUUUACGGAGGAGCUUCCGCCUGAGUCGAAAAGACCGGCAGGAAUCAUUUGGGGAGGGUUCUGAUUCUGGAGACCCCGAGUUCCUGACCUAUGAGGAGGUGACCCGCUAUCAGCAGAGGUCCAAUGAGAGGCCACGCUUGGUGGUUCUGAUUGGUUCUCUGGGAGCACGAAUCAAUGAGCUGAAGCAGCGUGUGAUUGCUGAUAACCCACAUCGUUAUGCAGUGGCUGUUCCACAUACCACUCGGCCUAAGAAGCCUCAUGAGAAGGAUGGCGUGGAGUACCACUUUGUUACCAAACAGCAGUUUGAUGCUGAUGUUUUGAACAACAAGUUUAUAGAGCAUGGGGAGUACAAGGAGAACCAAUAUGGCACCAGUAUAGAAGCUAUUCGCUCUGUGCAGGCCAAGAAGAUGUGUAUAGUGGACGUGCAGCCUGAGGCCCUGAAGAGGCUGCGGACAGCAGAGUUCAAGCCGUACGUUAUUUUUGUGAAACCUCGUGUUCCUGAGAGCAGACGCCGGCGCAGUGCAGCCACCUCUCCAGGAGGGGCGGAGCACGGCCGCGUCACGGAUGAAGACCUGCAGGAAAUGCGUCAGUCAGCCAUUCAGAUCGAUCAGCAGUAUGGGCACCUGGUGGACCGAGUGCUGAUCAAGGAGGACUCGGCCAGUGCCUGCUCAGAACUACGAGGCAUUUUGGAAAGGUUGGAGCGAGAGUCCUUCUGGGUGCCUCUCAGCUGGAUGCGGACCUAA